Penicillium angulare is the source of this 783-nucleotide messenger RNA. RefSeq lists its product as uncharacterized. The coding region runs from base 1 to 783 and encodes 260 amino acids. Lineage: Eukaryota; Fungi; Ascomycota; Eurotiomycetes; Eurotiales; Aspergillaceae. The transcript is spliced from 4 exons. The record is from RefSeq and is a predicted model, not a curated record.
AUGGAAUUCUAUAGAUCCUUCUGUCCUCCAUCUCCUGUCCUCACGGAGAAAAACCUGCCCGAUCAAUCGGGGAAGAUUUUCAUCGUCACGGGUGCCAAUUCUGGUGUCGGCGCUGAGCUUACAAAAAUCCUAUAUGGACGCAAUGCAACAGUGUAUGUUGGGGCUAGGUCUGAAAAGAAAGCCAUAGAUGCCAUAGCAGGAAUCAAGAAGGCGCAUCCAAACUCGGGUGGAAGACUCGUCUUCCUCCAAUUAGAUCUCUCCGACUUGACAACUAUCAAAGCCUCAGCACAGAACUUUCUGGCUGCAGAAUCUCGCCUUGAUGUCUUAUGGCUCAAUGCUGGCGUUAUGGCGCCGCCUCAGGGUAGCACAACAUCACAAGGUUACGAACUCCAACUGGGAACCAACAACCUUGGACAUUUCCUCUUUGUCAAAUACCUUCAUGAUAUUUUGCGAAAGACGGCGAUCACAGCUCCCAAUAACAGCGUUCGUGUCAUAUGGGUAUCGUCCUCGGGGGCGAUGUUGGCACCGAAACCAGCAAUAAAUUUCGACAACAUGGAUUACAGCAAGGAUGAAGGAGCUAUGAAGAAGUAUUUCCGCAGCAAAGCUGGAAAUGUGCUUCAUUGUGUGGAAUUCGCUAAUCGUAGUGCGGGAGAAGGGAUCUUGAGCUUGAAUUUGAUUCUCUUCGAUCCUGUAUACGGAGCAUAUACAGAGCUUUAUGCUGGUUUGAGCGAUGAGAUCACCGAAGAGCAAAACGCUUCGUUUGGUAAGACGGCUUCCAUCUGA